Molecule: messenger RNA, 969 nt
Organism: Sycon ciliatum
Lineage: Eukaryota; Metazoa; Porifera; Calcarea; Leucosolenida; Sycettidae
Exons: 4
Coding region: 151-537 (128 amino acids)
Source: RefSeq, a predicted model, not a curated record
UCCGCGACGUCCUCAGUCACUACAAUGUAGACUGCUGUUGGGCGAAUCUGAAAGUCUUGUAGCGUUCAAACGGCUGAGGAAACCCAGAUCCCAGUGAGAAGAGAUUAUCAGACCCCAGCCUACCCCCCUUCGUCACAACAAAACUGAAGAAUGGCAGGAAAUCUGAAGGCAGAAAUCGAGGCGGCAAAUGUCAACUUUAUGCGCUGCUUUGAUGGCGGAGAUUUUGAUGGUCUUUCGAUGCUCUACACGGAGGACUGCAAGCUCAUGCCGACCGGAAGUGCCACACUAAUCGGCAGAGAGGGUGUUAAGGCUGUCUUUUCGUCAGCGUACAACGGCGGUGCAAAGAAAGUGCAGUUGACUGUUGCUGAAGUCGGAGAGCUCGAUGCCAACUUCGAAAUGGCUUACGAGCGCAGUCAGUACAUCUUCUUUAAGGAGGAUGGCACUGAAGCAGACAGGGGAAAAUACGUGGUGAUCUGGAAAAAGGUGGAAGGCAAGUGGUACCUAUACACGGACAUCUUCAACACUGACCUCAAGUAGAGUGUGCAUGAUAACAGCCUGAUGAAUAGCUAUCCCGCUCACUUCGUACUCCAAAGCUGUGGACUUCUGCAUUGCCAAGACCCAUGGAGGUUAUUGAUAUUGCUUCUUGCGAUCAGCUCCUUGAAUAUAUUUUAGCCCAUUUCUCCGUAGUGAAUUGUUUUAGUGAGUGACUUACUAUCUUAUAUGUAGUUUCUUUCAGCACAGUAUGCUGCGUGACUGUUGUAGGCCCUUGUCGAAUGACAAGCAGCCUGGUCUAAUAGAGAACAUCAUUGUCAAUUUUAGAGAGUAUUUACCUCGGAUACCACCUUCACGAUAAUCUCCUCUUCUGAAAAGUAUAGAUCUAACGCUAAGAGUAUAAACGGUACCAUUCUGCAGUGUGUCAUGUACGAGUAGGAUGCAUAUGUGUCCGGAAGAGACGGUGUACUCGUAUCA